Messenger RNA from Ctenocephalides felis (cat flea), 1219 nucleotides. RefSeq names its product progestin and adipoQ receptor family member 3-like. The coding region runs from base 13 to 1143 and encodes 376 amino acids. Gene Ontology annotation, molecular function: signaling receptor activity. The record is from RefSeq and is a predicted model, not a curated record. NCBI's taxonomy places the organism in Eukaryota, Metazoa, Arthropoda, Insecta, Siphonaptera, Pulicidae. Gene Ontology annotation, cellular component: membrane. The transcript has 7 exons.
ACGGAAUCAAAAAUGGAAUCCGACCACAAGAAUCAUCCAAAUCCGAGUGAAAGUUUCCAUCUGAAUCAAUUCGAUGGAUCAAUGGUCUAUCAACCAUCAGACAGAUCAAACGGAUCCCUUACCAAUGGAUCUUUCAACAACGGAUCAAGCAACAGUUGUUCGCCUCCAAAUAACGGAUUAUCGUCACCAAAAAACGGCGAAAUGGAUUCAGAAAAACAAAGAUACAACUCCCAAACGGCGUCUACAAAAGCGGCAAUAUUGAGCACCCAGGAGGAAUAUGAUAAAUGUAGACAGUUGUACGAUUAUGACGAGGCACCAGCACAUCUCAGGUUCAAUCCAUUCAUAAGAUCAGGCUACAGAGGCAUUCUGUCCACACAGAUGUGCCUAGAAUCAGUAUUCUGGUGGACGAACGAAACCAUCAAUAUUUGGUCACAUCUUUUCGGGUAUCUUUUGUUUUUGGGUUUGACGGUCACCGAUUUGGCGCUUUUGCAAAUACAAGCUGGAUGGUUUGAUAAAUUGAUUGUCGGGGCACUUUUGGGAUGUUUUCAGGCUUGCAUGAUCCUAUCAUCAAUGUACCACACAUUCUCCUGUCGAUCAGAGCACGACUACAGAAGUUUCCUUGCAUACGACCUGUUUGGCAUCUCCUUAAGUCUCUUUGCCAUUUACAUCUCAGGAAUAUACUAUGCAUUCUGGUGCUUUCCGGCUCUGAAGUUCUUCUACAUGGUAACCGUGACCAUCUUUUUCUGCGUUGCAAUGGGCGUCCAAUUGCCAAGAUUUGAAUGUUCUGAUGCCAUCAAGAUGUUGACUUUUGUUAUUUGGGCUGGUUAUGGAGUUAUUCCGACAAUACAUUGGACUAUUGAGAUGGGCGGAUGGGAAAAUGCAAUGGUCAAGUUGCUGUUACCACGUGUGCUCGGCAUGUACCUGAUAUCAGGAUUGGCUUUCCUGAUCUACCUGACCAGGAUACCAGAGCGUUGGUUUUCUGGUCGUGUCGAUUAUUUGGGACAUUCUCAUCAGUGGUGGCACAUCUUUGUUGUUUUGGCACUUUACUACUGGCACAACUCUGGACUGAUUUAUAUUGAUUACAGAAUGCACAACGCCUGUCCAGGACAAAGCGAAAUCAUACCAAUUGCACGUCCAUACUAAAAUAGCGAAAAAACAGAGCAAAACUAAAAAAGUUUUAAAAUUUUAAACCAGAAUAUUCAACAACCCUUUAAAAACA